AGCACCUCCCUUCCCGUACCCGGUGCUCCUCCGGAAAGUACGGACCCAAGUUUACCCACCGUAGAUGUGUAAGAUAAAACGAAUGAUGCGAGUUUGAAAGGAGCGUCGGGGUUGCGACGGGGGAAUUUCGCGCACAGCGCAGUUCGGCGUUUCCAGCGAUGCACGGCAUUUCGGUGAUCGGCGGCGAAUGAAGGAUGAAACGAUCAAUGGACGUGCCGCGCGCGUUUCCACCGCAAUACUAAGUGAAACGGAACAUUGUGCUUUCCUUUCAACUUGAGAAAACUCCGGAGUUAAACGCCAAGACUGGGAAGGGGAGCGACACAGAGCACAUAGUGCUGCAUUUCCGUUUGUUUUGGAAUAUGCAAGGGAAUUCUGUGCUUCUGAAAGGAAAACAGGAUUUUAUGAGAACUAUCGCUGUUGACCCCAUCGCAUGAACUGGACAUAGCAUUUACAGAUCUGUUCUUUGACACGUUUAGUUCUAAAGUGGAAUAUGUAGCGCGAAAAUGUUGUUUUCAAACUGAAAACGAACAAAUGCAUGCGCAGCGUUUGAACAGUUCCCUUAAAAUAUCCAAGAUGAGUAGAUUACGGAUUGCAAAGGGGGACGCGCUUCGUGCUUGCCCGAUAUUAAAAAUAAUUUUCUUGACUUCCUUCUGGAGAGCUGCAGACUGCCGAGGCUCGGACCCCCAGCCCAGGUUUUCCUCCGCCCUCCCGACCUACCUGCCCGUGUCCUACCAGGUGCAGAACGCCGAGCCGGCCUUCUUCCUGAAGGAGGCGGGACAGGAAGUGAUGCGUAACGGCAGUCUGCAGACGCGCAGCGAGCCCUUCUUCAUCCAGCUCGCCGAGGGUGUCCCGUCCGUCAACUGUAGCUACGGCAACGUCUCCGCGGAGACGGCCGUGCCCCUGGAGCUCCUGCAGGCGGCCCCGCGCCUCCUGCCCAGCCCCGCCCACGUCACCUUGGGCUGGAAGGUGCGGGCGCAGGUGGUGCAGCCUCGCGCCAGCCCCGCCCAGCCACGCGUACAGGUGCUGUUCUACCUGGUGGGGCGGCGGUGGGAGGAGUCAGCCCCUCUGCCUGGGCCGAUGCCCUGCGUGAGCGCCCGGGCCUACCGAGGCUCUGCCCAGGCCGCCGCUUCCUGCCAGCUGCAGGGGACUCUGGGAAUCUGUGUGGCGGAGCUGGAACUGCCCGCCGCCUGGUUCCCCGCCCCCACAGGACGGAAGAAACCCCCCGAGGGGGAGGCGCCGCUCCUGGAGCUGUACUACACCAUCCACCCACUAGAGGGCACUGCCAGGGACUGCGCUGCCACCACAGAUCCCCUGAAAGGGCCAGAUGCGGGCUUCCUCUCUGGACAGGAAGAGGGCGUGGCUUACCUGCAGAGGAUUGGCUCUGUGGAACUGCUUAGCGGAGAGGAGGGACCACAGGCAACCAAUCUGAGGCUGGACGAGAACGUGGAGAUCCAGGUCCCGCCCAGCCCUGUGCAGCAGGGCCAGCCCGUGGGCUUCCGGGUACGAAUGCGUACGGAGUCCACGGUGCCGCAGUUCACUCUCAGAGCGCAGUACCAGGAGGGGGUGAACUUCAAAGGGGUGACGCCCAGCAACCUGGCCUCCUGGGAGAUCAAGCAGGAGCUGGUCCCGGGGAAGUCUGGCCUCUCCAUCUUCUUCCAGCGGAACCCCAGCUCUGUGGGGGACAGACUGCAGGGCUCCUUCUAUGAGGUCACUCUGGUGGAGUUUGAGGUGGACAACUUCAUCAACCUGCAGCCCACCCAGGCAGUGCACUGGCAGAUCCAGUACCCAGAAUCCACUGGGGAACCAGCAGAGGUGAUCUCCUACGUCUAUAUCAGUCAGAGAGAUCUGCAGGGCAUCGUACCUCUGGCACAGGAGACAGAGAUCCUGAACACUGCCAUCCUGACGGGUAAGCGUGUGUCGGUUCCGGUGAAGCUGGUUACCGUGGAGAGAGACGGAACAGUCAGGGAGGUGGAGGACGCCAUUGGCUGUAACUCCACUGACGAAGAUGUCGUCAAGGUAGCGCCGAGGUGUGACUCAGUCCUGGUCAAUGGGAAGGAGAUGCGUGGAAAGCAGUCUCUGCGGGUGAACUUCUCCUACCUGUACCUGCGCACACACCUGGAGAUGACGGUGUGGGUGCCCCGCCUCCCUCUGCAGAUCGAGGUGUCCGACACGGAGCUGAGCCAGGUGAAGGGCUGGAGGGUGCCCAUCCUGUCCAAUAAGAGGCCCACGCGGGACAGCGAGGAUGACGAUGAUGAAGAGCGGAAAGGUAAAGGCUGCACUCUGCAGUACCAGUAUGCUCUGGUGCGCGUUCUGACCCACUUCGUGGCCGAGCCGGCGGACCCGGGCGGAGAGCUGGUCUACAUGCUGGGGGCGGACUGGCAGGCUGACAUCACCGACCUGGUCCUGGACUUCUUCAAGGUGGAGGACCCACGCAUCGCCCGACUGCUGGACGGCCGAGUGCUGAUGGGCAGGGACCUGGGCAUCACCACCAUACAGGUGCUGUCGCCUCUCUCGGACUCUAUCCUGGCAGAGAAGACGGUGACGGUGUUGGAUGACAAGGUGACCAUCACAGAUCUGGGGGUGCAGCUGGUGGCAGGGCUUAGCCUCUCCCUACAGGCCAGCCCCAGCAACAGCCGGGCUAUCGUUGCCACGGCAACAGCACAAGACCUGCUGCAUUCCCCAAAACAGGAUGCCAUCAUCAGUGUCUGGAUCCAGUUCAGCGAUGGCUCCGUUACCCCCCUGAAUAUUUAUGACCCCAAAGACUUCAGCCUGACCGCCACCUCGCUGGACCAAAGCAUCGUUUCCGUGUAUCAGGAGCACCCGCUGAAGUGGCCGGUGGUGGUGGCGGAGGGGGAGGGGCAGGGGCCCUUAGUCCGGGUGGAGAUGGUGAUCUCCGAGGCCUGCCAGAAGUCCAAGAGGAAGAGCGUCCUGGCGUGGGGCACUGGGAGCGUGCGGGUGAAGUUUGGGCAGAACGACGUGGAGCAGCGGGGCUCGGGGCAGGAGGACGGGGAGGGGGGCGGCGCUCUGGAUAACAGCACCAGCGAGCGGCGGCUGAAGGGGCCGGAGCAGGACGGCGAGCAGGGGGGGGGCUGGAAGUACAACAGCGCUGCGUCCGACCGCGAGGAGGGGGCCAUGAGGAAGGUCAGCACCACCACCAAAACCACCAUCACCAGCCGGGCCAAGCCGGGUGCUGGGGGCCCCAACGCCCCCCCGGGCUUCACCAGCUUCCCCGCCCAGGUGGAGCUCCCUGGGGGGGCCGAGAGCGACCUUUCCCAGGCCGCGCGUGGGCUGUCUGACCUGGAGAUCGGCAUGUACGCCCUGCUGGGGGUCUUCUGCCUGGCCAUCCUCGUCUUCCUCAUCAACUGCAUCACCUUCGCCUUCCGGUACCGCCACAAGCAGCUGCCGGCGCUGGAGCAGGGCAACCUGAACCACGCCCACGACUGGGUGUGGCUGGGCAACGAGGCGGAGCUCCUGGAGCACCACACCGAGGCCCCGCCCCACGGGGAUGAGUGCACCACCAUCAUUGACCGCGGCGAGGCUUACGAGGAGAGCAAAUACCUGCUGAACGGGGGCACCCAGAAGAGCAGUCAGGGCUCCAUGCACUGCUCCCCCGACCUGGGACCCUGCAAUGGCCAGGACCCCAAAACCACACCCCUCAACAACUCCCCCAGCGCCAAGCGCAAGCGCGUCAAGUUCACCUCCUUCGCCACCAUCCUACCCGACGAAGGUGGCCCCUACACCAACUCCAUCCUCAUCGGCAACGAGGACGACAUCAAGUGGGUCUGUCAGGACAUGGACCUGAGCCAAUCAGCUGAAAUCAGAACCUACAUGGAGAGGCUACAGGACAAUCUGUGAGAGGAGGGGACGGGACACAGGAUUUUAACUCACCUAUAAUGCCUUUGGACCUGCUAGGAAGAGGUGGAUGCUGGGGUGGGGAACAGGAGGAUGCUGGGAGAUGGGUUGGGGAACAGGAGGAUGCUGGGAGGUGGAGUGGGGAACAGGAGGAUGCUGGGAGAUGGGGUGGGGAACAGGAGGAUGCUGGGAGGUGGAGUGGGGAACAGGAGGAUAUUGGGAGGUGGGGUGGGGGACAGGAGCAUGCUGGGAGGUGGAGUGGAGAACAGGAGGAUGCUGGGAGAUGGGGUGGGGAACAGGAGGAUGCUGGGAGGUGGAGUGGUGAACAGGAGGAUGCUGGGAGGUGGAGUGGGGAACAGGAGCAUGCUGGGAGGUGGAGUGGGGAACAGGAGGAUGCUGGGAGUGGGAGUGGGGAACAGGAGCAUGCUGAGAGGUGGAGUGGGGAACAGGAGGAUGCUGGGAGAGAGGAUAAGAGAGAGGGAAGGGUUAGGGUUAGGGUUAAAUCCCAGGGUGCAAACAGAACUGUUCUGCAUUGGACAUCUUUCCAGGAGAAGAGAGAGUAAUAAAGGAAUUAAAACAGAAAGACAUUAUAGCUAAAGAGGGAUUAAGCAAACUUCAGUGGAGAGCGGCUCAGAAUAAAGGCUGGAAAUGGGUGACAGGCAGGAGGCAGCGUUUUGCUCAACCUUUGAGUUCUGCUUUUGUUUAAUAUGUUUUAUUUCUUCUCUCACGCCCUCAGAGAGAGCAGGGAGAGUGUGUGGGAGUGUAUGUGCUUUCAGCAGCCCUGCUGUAGUCCGGGGCUAAAUGCCCAUUUAAUGUACAGAGAAACACAGUGUCACAUGUCACUCACAGCUCUCAGUCCUGGGCACUGCUUCUGCUGCUCCCCGGGGAUUGGUCCCUCUCUUUUCUGAUGAUGAGAUUUCUCCUUACCCCCCCCCCCCUCCACAUAGAUGUUUUGUAACUCCCUACAUACAUGCACAACCAAUAGUGGAAUCUGUCCAUAGCAAAGGUCAAAGGUCAGCUUUACUCAAGUUCAUUGUCUUUGGGUGACAGUAGAUCAGCUGGAAUAGCGAUGGUGUCAGCAGUGGGAUCUUCUCCAGUGGGAACUGAAAAUGGGACGAGAUGAAAUCGGGGGGGGAGGGGGGGAGGCGUGUGCGAAGGAGAGACCCGUCUGUGUCCCGGCUGCUUCCCCUCAUUGUUACAUGUACAGUAAAGCCCUCGUUUUUGGGAGGGGCUGUGUUCACUGGGAUAUCUGCUCCCCAGUGCCCAGCAACGGGGGCAGAGCUGGGACAGGAGACUGCAGAACUCACCAUGCUCUGGGUUAGCCCCCCCAGCCUGGCCAAAGACACUGGAGCAAUACGCACAGGCUGGCUCUGCCCUCCAGAACAAAAAUGGACACGACCUCUGACCUGCGACCAUGGGCCCCGACGGUGUGACCAUGUGACCUCACAGUGUGACCAUGUGACUUGAUGGUUUGACGAUGUGACCUACUGGUGUGACCAUAUGGUUCUCGGAGAGAUAAAAUAGGAUUCAUAUUUCCUGAGCUCCCUCCAUUUUCUGUGAACACAAUUUUCAAAGACACUGUACAAAUGGUCAACUACACGGUCGACUACUCAUGUCUGUCAUUACCGUGCGAAUGUGUUUCUUCUCCUGUUGUGAAGAUGUACAUUUUUCUAUCCUCUAUUAAGUCUCUGAGCCUCAUGCUUUUUAUCGUGUUCUUUGGGUUUUUUUCCUUUAUUUGGUAGAACAUGCUGUUCACAACCAAGGAUAUCCCCUCCUCUAAGCUCAGGUGAACACAUACAGUAAAUACGUCCAGUUUGCAUUAUAGAUUGUAAGAAUGUAAUAUUUAUUUAUAAAUAUAAUACAAAAAUGUUGUAAAUAAAAAGGCUUCAAUCUGCUUGUUAAUAAAGCAAGUCACUGCUAAUAGUGUCCAUUUUGUACAUAUGCUGAUCCAGUGAAGUCAUGAGAUACUGUGUCUCCUGACUGCCCUGUCCAUCUACCAUGUCACAGUAAAUGUUGACCUGUUGUACAACUUGUGUCCUAAGUCAUAAUAUAUUUUUAGAAAAUAGCCAGUAGUUAUUGAUUUUUAUGAUAUUGUCUCUGAUUUUAGAUUCAGGUCCUAACCAAUUUUAAAAUGCUGACACUAGAACUCACUGGUGAAGCUCAUAUGUUCUCCAUGGCAUGUUUGAUAUAGUUUGAUUUGAAUAUUUUUAAAGAGCAUAUUUAAAAAAUGAGUCUGAUUUUUUAAAACACAAUGCAUCAGAAUAUGAUGCAAACGCACAUGGUGUGGUCACGCCAGUCUUAUCUCCUGUGAUAUCACAAUUCCAAUGACCACCCCAGCAUAACCUCCUGUGACAGCACUAUUCUGAUGAUGAUGUGAACACUAUCUUCUAUGACAUCACUAUUUUUUAUUAUGAUAUGUUCAUUUUCUCCUGUGCUGGGUCCAGUAUUAGCCCAGGCUCAGAGUUUAAAGGUAUGUAAUGUGUUACCUGAACAGCCAUAGGAAGGAAGCAGAGCUUCAGGGGGAGUGAGUUCUUACUGUCUGGGGGAAUGCAAUAUGAGCCUUUUAAAAGGGGUUCGAUGCACUUUCUGUGCUUCAAACCUUUCUGUUUUAAUCAACUCCUGGAUGUCUUUAUUUUAUGACAUACUUUUUUAUAAUGUAAUUUUGUGUUUGAAAUGUAAGGGUGUGUGGACCUGGAGAACUUGACGUGUGUGUAUAUAAAUGCAGAAAUGUCCCCUAAA
Messenger RNA from Anguilla rostrata (American eel), 6591 nucleotides. RefSeq names its product transmembrane protein 132C. The transcript has 9 exons. Lineage: Eukaryota; Metazoa; Chordata; Actinopteri; Anguilliformes; Anguillidae. The record is from RefSeq and is a predicted model, not a curated record. The coding region runs from base 532 to 3855 and encodes 1107 amino acids.